Messenger RNA from Raphanus sativus (radish), 867 nucleotides. Its product is annotated as transmembrane emp24 domain-containing protein p24delta9-like. Gene Ontology annotation, biological process: intracellular protein transport; Golgi organization; endoplasmic reticulum to Golgi vesicle-mediated transport. Gene Ontology annotation, cellular component: endoplasmic reticulum; Golgi apparatus; COPII-coated ER to Golgi transport vesicle. Lineage: Eukaryota; Viridiplantae; Streptophyta; Magnoliopsida; Brassicales; Brassicaceae. The transcript has 4 exons. The record is from RefSeq and is a predicted model, not a curated record. Bases 40 to 684 code for a protein of 214 amino acids.
AACAGAAAGAUCUCUCCGUUUUUAAAAAAACUUUUCGCCAUGGUUGUCCGAUCAAAACACAUAUCCACAUUCCUGUUAACCAUAUCCAUCAUAUCUCACGUCUCCCAACCUCUCCACUUCGAGCUAAAAUCAGGCAAAUCAAGAUGCAUCUCUGAGGACAUCAAAAGCAACGCGAUGACCGUCGGAAAGUACACCGUCUCCAACCCCAACGACCCUCACCCUUUCCCUCAGUCUCACAAGAUCAACAUAAGGGUGACGUCGAGUCACGGGAACACGUACCAUCACGCGGAGGAGGUGGACUCGGGGCAGUUCUCGUUCACGGCGGUGGAAGGCGGAGAUUACUCGGCGUGUUUCGCCGCCAGCGAUCAUAAGCCUGACGUGACGUUGAGUAUCGAUUUGGAGUGGGGAUCGGGUGUUCAUUACAAGAGCUUGGGGAGUUUGGCCAAGAAGAGCAAAGUCGAAGUUAUGGAGUUUGAAGUGAAGGCUUUGAUUGAAACCGUUAACUCGAUUCAUGAUGAGAUGUUUUAUCUUAGAGACAGGGAGGAAGAGAUGCAGGAUCUGAACAGGGCUACGAACUCGAAGAUGGCGUGGUUUGGUUUGCUCUCUCUGUUCGUGUGCUUAGGAGUUGCUGGGAUGCAGUUUCUGCACUUGAAGACGUUUUUUGAGAAGAAGAAAGUCAUCUAAGAUGAUUUUUAGAUGGAAUAAUUCCACUCUCUUUUUUCUUUGAUCAACACGAGGAAGAAUCUUUUUGUUCACCUGAGGUUUUGUACAUUUAGAUCUUUGUGGCUUGAGCAUGUGUCCUCUUGAAAAACUAAACGAAUGUGAAAAUGUAAUGCCAUUUUUGCAGUUUCUGUCAACAGAAAGAAU